AUGUUCUCGGAGCUCGACUCUCUCCGGUCCCAGCUGCAUGCAGUCUCCUCCGUACCCCACCAGAGCUCCGUCGGCACCGACUCCUCCGUCGGUGGCCAGAUGGACGCCUUCUCCAGCGAGCUGACUCCGGCCCCCAACACCGCGACGGGCUCGUGGAUGGCGCCGUCGAACCCCCUCCAGGGACCGUCGCCCACCACCUUUACGCAGUCCCAGAUCCAGACCAGCACGAGCCCUGCCACCGUCGGUUCCUUCCACCCCUUUCCGGCCGCUACCGGCAAGAGAAAGCGGUCUCAUUUCGAGAUACAGCCCGUGUCUGCGCCCGACUUCGUCUCGACCGGGCUGGUAUCUGUAGAGGACGCCGAGCAGUACUUCAACACCUUCUUCCAGGGAUGCCACCAGUACGUGCCCAUCUUCGACCCGCAGUUCGACUCCAUCGAGAGCAUCCGCAGCCGGAGCGGUGUCCUGUUCAGCACCAUCUGCGCCACCGGCUGUCGCAUACUCAGGGGGAGCGACUCCAACUCCUGGCAUCAGCUCAACUUUCAUCUCAAGAUACUUCUCAACGCCGUCAUCGGCACCUCGGACAGGUCCCUGGAGGUGAUACAGGCACUGCUCGUCCGGGCUUGCUACGUGUCGGAACGAUCGCUCCUCGUCACCCUGGCCGCUCGCCUGGCUAUCGAGGCCGGCCUCCCCGAGGCGUACGAUGAGAUGAGCACGAGCUACCUGCCCCUGUCCUCCGGCUCCGGGUCGAAUCUGGCGGACGAGGAGAACAUGCUGCGCAAGACGCGGACGUGGCUCCACCUCCUCAACCUCGGCCACAUCCUCCACGUCGACGCAGGAGACCUGCUCACCUUCAAGUUCCGCGGCGACGUGCGGAGAGUCAGGGUCCUGCUCGAGAGCUCGCUGUCCACCGACCUAGACCUCCACCUCAUCUCUCAGGUCGAGCUCAACGUUCUCCGGGCCAGCUCGCAGGCCUCCCUGUCGAACCACUGCAGCCACUCGGACGACGAGAUCAUGGAGGUUGUGCGGGACGCCCAGAUCGACAUUGACGUGUGGUUCAACGACUGGCUGCGCAUCUUCGAGCGCGCCCCCUCCCAGCAGAAGCGCUGGCUCAGCCAGCAGCUGCGCAUCCAGCGCUGCUGGGCCGUCACCAUGGCCCUGUGCCGCUCCGUCCGGGUGUCGGGCAUCGAGAACGUCGACGCCAUGUCCCCCACGCAGCGGCACAUCCUCCGCAUGGCCAAGGGCGCGCUCAAGCAGCAUCUGCAGAUCAUCAUCGAGGAGCCGCGCGAUUACCUGCGCAAUCUGCGCUUCGCAAUGGACUUUCUCUCCAUGCUUCUCGGUGACGAGGACGAGGCAGCCAGCCGCAGACUCAUCGGCGUCGGUCAGAUCCUCCUCGCCGAGCUGCAAGCCUCUAGCGGGAACGGGAACGGGAGCGGGAGCGGGAGCGGGAGCGGGAACGGAGGAGGUGCGGCCAGAAGCGGCCAGCGCAGCCGCGCCAACACGGGCCGGGUGUAUCUCCAGCUCCUGCAGACAGGAAUCGAGAAGUUCAGCCGCACAGUCCUACACGAGAACGUGGCCCUCCAUACCACCGACACGGGGGCCAACACUCCGACAUCAGGAGGAGCGCAGCAGCAGCAGCAGCAACCGCCACGGGCGCCGGGGGACCACAACGAGCUCGAGUCGUUUGUACCUGAGCAGUUUGUCUUCGAGUGGGACUUCCCAGGGCUGACGCUAUUUUCCUCGCCGACGACCGACGCAGGCUGGUUGGAUGACUUCUUGAGGAGUUCCCUCAUCGGAGGAGAGGAUCUAUUCGGUCUGCCGUGGAAUUCAGAAGAAGGUGACAGUUGA
Molecule: messenger RNA, 1845 nt
Organism: Geosmithia morbida
Lineage: Eukaryota; Fungi; Ascomycota; Sordariomycetes; Hypocreales; Bionectriaceae
Exons: 3
Coding region: 1-1845 (614 amino acids)
Biological process (GO): regulation of DNA-templated transcription
Cellular component (GO): nucleus
Molecular function (GO): DNA-binding transcription factor activity, RNA polymerase II-specific; transcription cis-regulatory region binding
Source: RefSeq, a predicted model, not a curated record